AUGGAACCCACCGAAAGAGCCAGACCUGCCCCACGGGGAACUGCAGCCUACCAACGGAGACGCGCCGUCAAAGCCUGUCAGGUCUGUCGGGCUCGCCGUACCAAGUGCGACAAUCUCAAGCCGUCGUGCUCUUUUUGCCUCAAGACGGGCGCCAAGUGCAUCCAGUCGCCUGUCGACUUUUCCAGUUUCGACCCCGCCAGUCUCAAGAUCUUGGAGAGACUGGAUGACCUCGAGCAGCUGGUCCGCGGUCAAAACGCCCAAGAUGCCAUAGCCGAAGACUUCAACUCUCUCGACCCGCUUCAGGUCGGCAUGGUCUUGCCAAUGUCAGUCGACGAGCUGCUCGCCAAACUAGUGUCACAAGGAAGAUUACCCCCAGCAGAGAUGGCCUCUCCCCGAUUGACCGCCUAUGCAUCUCCCGGGUCCUUUGAUCUGGAAGAGCCCAGCCGGGUCCGGCCCCUGCUCGACAGGUUUUUCGAAUACGUGCACGUCAAAAACCCAAUCCUCGACGAGACGCACACACGCCAUGUCGUUCAGACGACCGUGGUGAACGGAAUCGAUUGGUCGGCAGAGUCGUGCCUGUCGCUUCUCAUCUUGGCGCUGGGCUCCAUCGCCACCCCUUUUGGAGCCAGCCUCGACGCAAGGCCCGGAUCCACGGAAUACGCACAGGCAAGGUCGUACUUCUGCGCUGCCGAGAAGAGGCUUGGCAUGCUCCUGACGAAUGAUCAAGUCAUUGCUCCCCAGUGCCUGUUCCUUGCCGGCGUCUUCCUCAUGUGCACGUUUCAACCCCACAAGGCGUGGCGCUGUUUUGUGCAAUCUCUGGCCUGUUGCCAACAGUUUCCCUUCCUGACGCCUGAAUCUCAGAGGCAAUACCGCGAUGAGGUAACACGCGACCACGAUCCUGCUGUCGACCUGCAGCAAGCCAUUUACUGGUCUGCUUGGAAGUCGGAACGGGAAGUCCGGGGUUAUCUCCACCUGCAAGACUUUUCAGAGCACCACAGCAUGACGAACCUAUACCCAUCAUUCUUUCCCACGCCACCCUCGGCCCGGGCGAUAUCGGCAGACACUACACAUCAGCGAGAAGAGAUGUCUUGGUAUUUCUACCUGUCGGAAAUUUCUCUAAGACGUCUCAGCUCCCGAAUCGCCGCCGAGAUGAUUGAACUGCAACAAAAACACAAGUCUCGGGGGUCAUUUCUCACGGCCAUGGCAGAUCUAGUCCCGUCGUUUGAGGAGCAGACGAUUGACUGGAUACGAUCUCUGCCUGCCAGCCUUUCGUUCGACGCACCCAUCGGCCAAGACGACGUCUGUAGGUUCGUGUUGCGCGGACACGUAGUCAACGUAUACGAGAUGAUUUACUGGCCAUUUGUCACUGCGCUGCUGGACUCUAGCUCGCACGAGAGCCCGCGCAACGAGAGCUUUGCGCUGUUGGCGAACAAGGGAAUUGAAAAUCACGCGUUCCGCCUGCGGGUCAACAAGCAGGGAUUCUACCACCGGCACCAUGGCACCUAUUACAUGAUGGCUUCAUGUGCCAGAAGUGCGCUGGUGCUGGCUGCAUACAGGUCCACCCCCGGGUCGAGUCCGCUCGGGUCAGGCGUGGAGGAGGCGGUUGGUUUGUUGGAGUACUGGAGCGACGAGACGCAUGACUUUGAACGAGUGCGUGUGCAUCUGCAGCAGCAUCUGGAAUACCUGCAAGAAUGAUUGUACAUGCCAAGAUUCUGCACUAGAAAAAAAAGUAACAAGCAACAAGCUG
Pyricularia oryzae 70-15 is the source of this 1747-nucleotide messenger RNA. RefSeq names its product C6 zinc finger domain-containing protein. The transcript has a single exon. Bases 1 to 1695 code for a protein of 564 amino acids. The record is from RefSeq and is a predicted model, not a curated record. Gene Ontology annotation, biological process: regulation of DNA-templated transcription. Gene Ontology annotation, molecular function: zinc ion binding; DNA-binding transcription factor activity, RNA polymerase II-specific. NCBI's taxonomy places the organism in Eukaryota, Fungi, Ascomycota, Sordariomycetes, Magnaporthales, Pyriculariaceae.